AUGGAGUCGACAAGCCUGUCUCUCACAAAGGAAGUUCUGGCUGAGCGAAAGCGUCUUGAGACAGCAGUAGAGGGCUUGCAACCUCAAAUUCAGAUCGGUGUUUUUAAAUUGGAGGAGCUUCGACGUGAGCAGCAAAUUCUUGAGCAACAUGAAGCAGAAAUACAAGCUAACGAGUCGUUCGAGUAUGAGGUUGAGGUUCCAAAAAGCAAAAUGGUCAAUAUAACAGGCUAUAUUACAAACUGCUCCAAGUGUCACUACAGUUGCCAUUACCCCUGUGGUAUUGCUAAUGACAACGAGAAGGAUGGGUGCUGGGCUAUGAGUGACGGUAAAUGCAGAAUAUGUCCGGGCAACUGCGUUUGGAACGUCCACUUCAAUCAGGGCUAUAAGUUUGAGUACUACAGUGAGAAGGAGAAGCGAACGUAUGCUGAACUCGAAGAGCGAUACAAAGAUGCAACGGGGAAGAAGCUAACUGUAGAGCAGGUGAUCAGGAAACACUAUGAUGAAUUCCUCAGCGUCCAGAAAUGUGUAUUUGUUUUAAUAACUGACUCUCACCACAGUCUAAAGCGUCUAGAAGAGAUUGCUCUGAAGCCAAACCCACUGAGCACUGUAGAGUAUGUGGAUCUGUUGAUUGAAUCUGAAAAGGCAGAGGCCAAACCAGGUUGGAAAUUUAGAGUGAAAGCACUUGAGGAUGUCCGGAACCAGGCAGACAUUAUGACCAAAGUCAAAAAAGCAAACUAUGAUCCCUUCGAAAACUACAAGAAAGAAUUUCUUGGAAAGAAAUCGAGCAAACAUGGAAAAAGUUGGUAUCAGUUCUGGAAAUGA
This is a messenger RNA of Acanthaster planci (crown-of-thorns starfish), 822 nucleotides long. RefSeq lists its product as uncharacterized. The record is from RefSeq and is a predicted model, not a curated record. Lineage: Eukaryota; Metazoa; Echinodermata; Asteroidea; Valvatida; Acanthasteridae.